Molecule: messenger RNA, 2034 nt
Organism: Jaculus jaculus (lesser Egyptian jerboa)
Lineage: Eukaryota; Metazoa; Chordata; Mammalia; Rodentia; Dipodidae
Gene: Bnip5
Product: BCL2 interacting protein 5
Exons: 11
Coding region: 1-1950 (649 amino acids)
Source: RefSeq, a predicted model, not a curated record
AUGGAGACCCCAAGGGGCUCAAAGAAGCCUCCAGAAGAUAAGAGAACCCAGUCCCUGGACAGGUCACAGCCCCUCAGGCAGGGCCCGGAGUCCCGGAACUGCUGGCAUCGGUCACUGCCCUCCAGCAGGCGGGCACUGCGCAGGGCGGCCAGCGAUGGGGCCGCGAGGCCUGGGGGUGCAGCUCUGCCUGCGGAGGCCGCCGCCCUGCCUCUGGAGGAGGUGAGGCACUCUCUCCCAAGCCAACAGGGGCCCCAAGAAGACCCCAAGAAGGACAAAAUGCCCAGCUGGCUGAAGGCCGUGGUAAACUUUCUCCUGAUGAGGACGGGCCUUGAGGAGCCCACAGAAAAGGCCAGAAGGAGGCCCAAGGGAACAGAGGAGCCCACGGAGCCCCGAGAGGAGCCAGCCAUCAGGAUGAAAGCCCAGGACAAGAGGACUAGCCAAAGAAAACGCGGUCAUGGGAAACCUGGUGCUGAGGAACCCAAGGGGGUCCAGGGCCUGGGGGCCCGAGGCCAAGAGGAUGCACUGCCCACCUUGCCCAUGGCCACCUGUGCCAAGGAGAUGGACCUGGGGCUGGCUCGCAGGGGGAGACCAUGUUUAGAACUCCCCCACACUGCGCGCAUCGAAGGAGGUGACGCCGGACCCUCUGAUGGUUCUUCCCAAGCUGUAGGUCCCUCGUCAGAAGAGGACCUUGGAAAACCUGACCCGGACGAGGUCAUCCGGAGGAUCGUGGAAUUGCUCAAGAAAGCAGGAGACCACUUGGAAGAAGAGCAAGGACAAGCCCCUCUAAGAGAGGUGACUUCACAAAACCCAACCCCGGGGUCCAGGAGGAAAUCCCAAGAGAAGAGGUCCAGCCUCAAGAAAGCUUUCUCCUUCAGAAAGCCUGGCUUGGAGGAGCUCAGGAGGACAGGCCCGGCCGAUGCCCCCAGCCCAGAAACCCGGCCACCCAAGAGGCCAGGCUUCUUGCCCCUGUGUGUUGGUGGCCACAGGACCUGCUCCACCUCCAGCAGCCAUGGUUCAGAAGCACCCAGCCUCCAUGAGGUCUUGUCUCCAGACGACGAUGGCCCACGUCCCUCUGAACGUCCCACCCAAGGUGGUUGCCAAAGACCCUCAGAGUUGCCGGACAGAGCCUCAGAAUCCAGAGAAUUCAUGCAGCAGAUUCUCGUCCUACUCAAAAGUACGGAGGAACCGGAGGGAGAGCAGCCACCUCGAGUCCAGGAGGCAGAGGUGGCUCUAGAAAGCCUGGCCCCAGCCUGCAGGAGGAAAUCGCAGGAGAGAAAGUCCAGUUUCCGCAGAGCUUUUUCCCACAAGAAACACAUCUCCAAGGAGUCCAAGAGAAUGGAGGCUGCCGAGGCUUCGAGAACCGCGGGUCCAGAAGCUCGGCCACCCAGGAAGCACAGCUUUCUGCCCCUGUGUGUGGGUGGCCACAGGGCCUCUGUCCCUAGCUGCUCAGAUCCAGAGGACCUGGAGUUCCGCGAGCCGGCAGCUGCCCUGGGAGCACAGGCUGCUGCUGGCUUAGAAGCCGCCUCCCCGGCUGGAAGCCACACUCCAGAUGAGGAGCCUUGGCUGGAGGGAGCCCCUGAAUCCAAGGAGCUCAUGAUACACAGGCUGGUGGCCCUUCUACUAGAGGUGGAUGGCGAGUUAGGGAACCAGAUCCGGCGGCACCCCAGCUUCAAAAGAUUCUUGUAUAAGUUCUCGGAUGCGUCCCUCAGGAAGCUGGUGACCGUCCUGUACGAGCAGAAGGCCCGUGUCCCCAAGGGAGAUGGAAGCCUCGCCAACAGCCCCUCACCCUGUGCGUUUGGCUUGCUCAACAAAUUCAGCGGCAGCCACGGCUGCGCCAUCUGCAGCCUCAUGCGCUCCAGGGGCCAGUACAGUGGACACAGUUACGCCCACUUCCUGUCCAGGAAGACCCAGCUGGACACCAUAAGUCAGGACCGGCAGAGCCCAGACUGAAGGUCACAGCCCACACUCCAGCUUCCUCGGAGCAGCCCACCGUUGGCAGCGCUGACCGGAAGACCCUGAAGAUGCCUUGGGCUG